This is a messenger RNA of Amoebophrya sp. A120, 207 nucleotides long. The record is from the annotation of a GenBank genome assembly. Lineage: Eukaryota; Dinophyceae; Syndiniales; Amoebophryaceae.
GAGUACGUAGCUGCUUUCUGCGUAAGUAUCCACUUUGCUACUGAUGUCACAUCCUAUUUCUAGCUUGUUGACGAUGAAGUCUUUCUUUUACAGUCGCAGACGCAAGACGCCUUCUCAUGCUCAAUUUGUAUCAUCUAUGCUUAUAAUUGUGCAUCUUCAAAACUAAAGCUGAGCGACAGUAGUUUUCGUGUUAAUGGCACGUCGACG